AUGUCUGAGCCCAAACCCGCAAGCCAGUUCAUCAUCGAUCAGCAGGCGCAGAUCCGAGAGACCCUGCCCUUCGAUGACGAGCGCGACUUUGUCAACGCCUCCAGGGGCUUGAUCGGCCGUCGGAACCCAAAUACCGUGGACAACGACCAGGGCGAAACCGUGUGGGACAAUGAUGCCUACGAUUUCCUGGAAGAGGAGGCGCCAGACACGGCCAACCCUAGUCUGUGGCGUCAAUCAAAGCUAGUCCACCUGGACGGGCUGUAUCAGGUCACCGAAGGCAUCUACCAGGUGCGCGGGCUCGACCUCUCCAACACCACCUUCAUCGAAGGCAAAGAGGGCCUGAUCGUCAUCGACCCCCUCACGUCGCAGGAGACGGGUGCUGCCGCAUUCGCUCUUUACAAGGAGCAUCGGGGCGCCGACAGGCCCGUCAAGGGCAUCAUCUACACGCACUCCCACGUCGACCAUUUCGGAGGCGUUCGAGGCAUCGUCACGGACGAGGAGGUCGAGAAGAACGACAUCAAGAUCCUUGCGCCGGAGGGUUUUCUCGAGCACGCCGUCUCCGAGAACGUCUUCACGGGCACGGCCAUGAGCCGCCGCGCCGCCUACAUGUACGGGGCUGCCCUCGAGCGAGGACCGAGCGGUCAGAUCGGCGCUGGGCUCGGACAGACCGUCUCCACGGGGACCGUCACCCUCAUCGCGCCCAACGUGGAUAUCACCACGACGGGUGAGUCCCACACCAUCGACGAGGUCGAGAUGGUGUUCCAGAUGGCCCCGGACACCGAGGCCCCAUCCGAGAUGCUCAUCUACUUCCCCGGGUUCAAGGCACUGUGCGCCGCGGAGGAUGCCACCCACACCUUCCACAACAUCCUGACCCUGCGCGGCGCGGUGGUCCGCGACCCGCACUCCUGGUCCAAGUACCUGACAGAGACCAUCGACCUCUUCGGCCACGACGCAGAGGUAGUCUUCGCCUCCCACCACUGGCCAACCUGGGGCAACGAGAACCUCAUGAACUUCCUCACCUCCCAGCGCGAUCUCUACGCCUACGUCCACGACCAGACCCUCCGCCUCCUCAACAAGGGCUACAACGGCCCCGAGAUCGCAGAGAUGAUGACCCUGCCCCCAGCCCUCGACAAAGCCUGGAGCGCCCGCGGCUACUACGGCUCGAUCAACCACAACGUGAAAGCCAUCUACCAGCGCUACAGCGGCUGGUUCGACGGCAACCCGGCCCACCUCUGGGAACACACGCCCGUCGAGAAAGCCAAACGCUACGUCGAACUCGCCGGCGGCCUCGCCGAAAUCAUCAGCAAGGGCCGCCUGGCGUUCAAAACGGGCGACUUCCGCUGGGCCGCGGAGCUGCUCAACCACGCCGUCUUCGCCAACCCGGACAGCAAGCCCGCCAAGGACCUCCUCGCCGACGUCUACGAGCAGCUCGGCUACGGCUCCGAGAACGGCACCUGGCGCAACUUCUUCAUCUCAGGCUCGACGGAGCUGCGCACGGGCAACUUCGGCACGCCGACGCAGACGAGCGCGCCGGACGUCCUGAGCCAGCUCACCCCCGAGAUGCUCUUCGACGCCACGGCCGUCCAGAUCAACGGGCCCAACGCCUGGGAUACGGAGCUGGCGAUCGACGUCGUCGUCACCGACCUGGGACUCACCUACCGGUGGUGGCUGUCGAACGGCGCGCUCGUCUACAGCACGGCGAAGCAGCCGGGCGACGCUGCUGUGACCCUGACUGGGACGAGUAAGCAGCUGACUGCGCUUGCGGUCUAUGGGCCUAAACCGCUACAGCUGAGGAAGGCGGGGAUUAAGAUUGAUGGUGAUACCGAUGCGCUGGAUACUCUUGCGUCGUUGCUUGAUCCUGGGAAUCCUGAUUUCAACAUCGUCACUCCUUAG
Aspergillus candidus is the source of this 1893-nucleotide messenger RNA. RefSeq names its product alkyl/aryl-sulfatase. Lineage: Eukaryota; Fungi; Ascomycota; Eurotiomycetes; Eurotiales; Aspergillaceae. The transcript has a single exon. Gene Ontology annotation, biological process: dodecyl sulfate metabolic process. Gene Ontology annotation, molecular function: linear primary-alkylsulfatase activity; protein dimerization activity. The record is from RefSeq and is a predicted model, not a curated record. Bases 1 to 1893 code for a protein of 630 amino acids.